AUGUGGGGCGAAGGCCUCAGCAAAGCUGCACUAGAGGCCCUGGUGUCCCUGCAUCUUAGGGAGUUUGAUUGCAGCAGCAGCGAUAACGAAGGGCUGCAGCAGGGCACCAGCAGCACCAGCGCGCAGCGACCGUUCAGUAUCCCAGGGAUAACAGAGCACGAUAGUGCGGUGUAUACAGUUGACUACUCUAUUGACGCCGACGCCUAUUUGCUGAAUCCCAUAGGGGCAUCUGCAGCAGCGCGCAGCAAGUCGCAGCAGGCCUGGGAGGCCCUGAAGGCAGCAACCGAAAAGAACCUCCUCAGGUUGUUGCAAGAGGCCGUGCCCAACAUCCGCAUUCGUUUAGAGGGGCUGCGAGAGAAAGACUGGUGCAUGUUGCUGUACCAGAGAGCUCUAUCGGCCCAUGUGCAACUGCGUUUGCCUCCGGGCCUGCCGCUGCUACUGCGGAGCAGCGCUCGAGUUAAGCUGCCGUGCGUGCAGCAAUUCAACUUAGGUCAUGAGGCAUCCUUCUACACUUUUUCCAUCCUGUGCCUUAACAUGUUUUCCUCCCGUUAA
This is a messenger RNA of Eimeria mitis, 552 nucleotides long. RefSeq lists its product as uncharacterized. The record is from RefSeq and is a predicted model, not a curated record. Bases 1 to 552 code for a protein of 183 amino acids. The transcript has 2 exons. Lineage: Eukaryota; Apicomplexa; Conoidasida; Eucoccidiorida; Eimeriidae.